Molecule: messenger RNA, 3062 nt
Organism: Sphaeramia orbicularis (orbiculate cardinalfish)
Lineage: Eukaryota; Metazoa; Chordata; Actinopteri; Kurtiformes; Apogonidae
Gene: agbl2
Product: AGBL carboxypeptidase 2
Exons: 22
Coding region: 55-3042 (995 amino acids)
Biological process (GO): proteolysis
Molecular function (GO): zinc ion binding; metallocarboxypeptidase activity
Source: RefSeq, a predicted model, not a curated record
CUUAAACUAAGGUUGUGCAUUUAACAUGUAUGUGAGGCUGAGAAACCAUCAUCCAUGGCUGUCUCUGAUUUCAGGAAUAGGUGGAAUACCUACAAGCUGGACAAGUUGGAACCAAAUGACUCCAACAAUGAGCAAGAUGCAGAAGAAAUUGCGAGGAGGCAAUUAUCAACAAACCUAAGCCAGACACUGAGGACCAGGCAGCUGCUCAUAGACUUUGAUGGCGGCAGGCCUAUUUUGAGUCUCCGAGCUCCACCGGACUUGGUUAACUUUCCAUCUGUCUCCCGCCCCCGCUGGCCCUCAGAGUGUGAGGUCAUCAGCGACACUAUUCAUCACAUAGAGUGGGAUCCUCCAGAACCAGAGCCUUUCUACCAGCUAACAGGAUGUGAGAGGACUCCUAUGCCAGCAAGAAAAGAUAAGGGAAAAGUGGUGUACUUCACUGAUCACGCCAUGAAGCAUGCUUACUUUACCACUUCUCGUUUUGGGGGAAGCAAGGGCCCUAUUAAAAACGCCACUUAUGACAUCAGUGAGUCAGACCUCAUUCUUGAGUUUGAGUCCCGCUUUGAGAGUGGGAACCUUCAGAAGGUUGUACAAGUGGGAGUCUAUGACUAUGAACUCACCCUACGCACAGACAUGUACACCAACAAACACACUCAGUGGUUUUACUUCAGGGUCAGAAACAUGAAGGCAGGAGAAACCUACUGUUUCACUAUUGUCAACUUGAUGAAGAGCAACAGCCUUUAUUCUGUGGGUAUGAGACCACUCCUUUACUCAGAGAGGGCUGCCAAGGAGAAAGGUGUUGGAUGGCAACGCAUUGGCUCCAAUAUCCGAUAUUACCGUAACUGCAACCAGGACAAAAACAGCGUCCCUCCUACCCUGUACUCACUCACCUGGACCUUCCAGUUCCCGUAUGACUCAGACACUUGUUAUCUUGCCCACUGCUACCCCUACACCUAUUCACGGCUGCAGAACUACCUUAGGUGUAUUUCCUCAGACCCCAAUGUGGCAUCAUAUUGUAACCUGCGGGUGCUGUGCCGCAGCCUGGCUGGAAAUGACGUGUAUGUGCUGACAAUAACGUCCCGUGGGGCCAGCAAGUGUGAGGACAGGAUGAAGAAAACUGUAGUGGUGACAGCCCGAGUGCACCCUGGAGAAACCAACGGGUCCUGGAUGAUGGAGGGAUUCCUGGAUUUUCUGCUUGGGGAAUCUGAGGAUGCUCGGUUAUUGAGAGAUAUGUUUGUUUUUAAGGUGGUGCCAAUGCUGAACCCAGAUGGUGUUGUGGUGGGCAACUACCGCUGCUCCCUGGCAGGCAGAGACCUAAACAGAAAUUACAAGACAGUGCUCAGGGACUCUUUCCCAUGUGUGUGGUAUACUCGAAACAUGGUGGAAAGACUUAUGACAACGACAGAUGUGGUUCUUUACUGUGAUUUCCAUGGCCACAACCGAAAAAAUAAUGUUUUCAUGUACGGCUGUAAGAACCACGGUGAACCUGCACUGAGGCUUCGUGAGAGAAUUUUUCCACUAAUGUUCAGUAAGAAUGCAAAUAACAAGUUCUCCUUCAAGAGCUGUAGGUUCCAGGUGCAGAAGAGUAAAGAGGGAACAGGACGAAUUGCUAUGUGGAACCUUGGUAUCAAAAACAGCUACACUAUGGAGGCCAGUUUUGGAGGCUCCACUCUGGGAGACAGGAGAGGAACUCAUUUUACUACUCAAGAUUUGAAGUCCUUUGGCUUUCACUUUUGUGACACUUUGCUGGACUAUUAUGACCCUGAUCCAUCCAAGGUCAAUUACUGUUUGACAGAGCUCUCAGCACUGCGGAGAGAUUUGGGCAUUGACUCUGAAUUUUCUGUAUCUGACCUGGAAACUAGCACCAGUGGUUCAAAUAGUUCAGAUUCUGAUGGACUGCCUGUUCAUUUACUGCACCAGCCCCAGACUAAGAAAAAGAGACGGCUUAAGAGUCGUAAAGAACGCAACAGGCUGCAACCAGAAAGAGCACUGAACUCAGAGCCAAAGAUCCAGGAAAGCAGCAAACACAGUAUUGAGUUGAACUUGUUGAAUGAGAACAUAGUUAAAGGAAAGCACGUGGGAAGAGACAGAAAAAGAUAUCAGGUGAAUGGCCUGAUAAGAAAAGCUGGGCUCCCUCCUGCCACUGGUAACCCUGGAGAGGUCAGUCAGGUAACUCUGUGGCAGGGCUGUGAGCCUGUUAAGGAUGAUUUUCUGGAAGACAUCAGGGUCCCAUGUCCAUAUCACAGGACAAGACCAAGUCCUGAUCUCAGCUCAUACAUACCUACUUUUCCUCAGACAGAGGAUCAGAGGAUGGAUUUGGGACAAUGUAGAUGCACGUCUCAGUUGCUACACCUAAGUGCACCCCUUCCAUCUCAAACAAAUUAUGUACCAAAGCAACACCCAUACCCCCGGCAGCUCUUUGCCACCUAUAAAGUCUACAGAGGGCUGCCUUCUUCAGUGACAGUACCUCACAGAUGUCCCUCCUGUAUGCUCUUCAAGAUGUUUCCAAACACUGGUCCACCAAUGCACCUCCUGUCAAAUUUUGCCGCAGAGAAAUUUAACAGUCGGCACAUUUAUAAGGACAGAAAUAUUUUACAUACCUCUCAGCUCUGCUUUACACCUGAGGAAUCCUCCAUUAAUGAGAAACAAAAUGAGCAUUCCAAAGAAGGUAAUUUACCAAGUAUGUCAUUGUUGAGAUGUGUACCGUUUGGAGAGCGGAGCCAAAGAGCUCUAACGCCUAGUUUCAUCCCUGUGGGAGAAGAGGCAGAUAGUGCUUUGUUUGUUCCUGUGCUGAAGGGCACAAAGGGACAAAGAUUCCUCAAGGAGACCAUGGACGACAAAAGGUACAAUUUACCCCAUGUGAGAAAAUCGUCAGCACUGGGCAGACUGAAUCUUCCACGUCCACAGAGUGACAUCCUCCAUAGACUCCAAACACCCACUAAGACUAAUGACAUCAUACAAUACUCCUCUGGAAAAGAACUGCAAAGACCUAUGGGUCCAGAAGACACAAUACUCUCAAGACUAUCACAGUCUGGCCCACUGUAGCACACAUUUUGUCAUCCAGA